Messenger RNA from Acanthisitta chloris (rifleman), 971 nucleotides. It is a transcript of the gene EEF1AKMT2, whose product is annotated as methyltransferase like 10. Gene Ontology annotation, molecular function: protein-lysine N-methyltransferase activity. The record is from RefSeq and is a predicted model, not a curated record. Gene Ontology annotation, biological process: peptidyl-lysine dimethylation; peptidyl-lysine monomethylation. The annotation marks the transcript as partial. The transcript has 5 exons. Lineage: Eukaryota; Metazoa; Chordata; Aves; Passeriformes; Acanthisittidae. Gene Ontology annotation, cellular component: cytoplasm.
CUGGGAUGCUGCGUAUGAAAGAGAACUGCAAACUUUUGAAGACAUCGGAGAUACCGGGGAAAUCUGGUUUGGAGAAGAAAGCAUGGUGCGCAUCAUCAGGUGGUUGGAAAGACACAAAGUCCCCCUUGACAGCUCUGUGCUUGACAUUGGAACUGGGAAUGGUGUUCUGCUGGUGGAAUUGGCAAAGUCUGGCUACAUGAAUCUCACUGGGAUUGAUUACUCUCCUUCUGCAAUACAACUGUCAGAGAGAGUGAGGGAGAAAGAAGGGAUGUCUAACAUUAAACUAAAGGUAGAAGACUUCCUGGCUCCAUCAGCUGAGCUGUCAGGCUUUGACAUCUGUAUUGACAAGGGCACCUUGGAUGCCAUCAGCCUGGAUCCCGACGACGCCGUGGGGAAGCGGAAGCAGUACGUGAGGUCCCUGAGCUCUGUGUUGAAACCAGAGGGCUUUUUCCUCAUCACAUCUUGCAACUGGACCAAGGAGGAGUUGCUGAGCGAGUUCGGGGAAGGGUUUGAAAUUCUGGAGGAGCUGCCAACACCCAAGUUUUGCUUUGGAGGAAGAAUUGGAAACAGUGUCACAGCAUUAGUUUUCCAAAGGAAAAAAGCAAAGCCAUCCAUCUUGGACAAAUUAGAUUAGAUGAGAAAAGGCUGAACUUUAAACCUGACAGAAAACCUCAGACACAUGUGUAAAUAAAUGCUUUUUUGAGUGCACAGUGAAAUACUAUGUAUGGAACUCCAAGGGGCUAUAAAACAUUGCCCUAGAAACAUUUCAGCUUUGCAUAACUUGCCCGUAAAUUUUGUCCUUGCUGCAACCCCACUUGUUUUAGGAGGAGCUGCAGGUUUGUGAGUGAGAGGGAAAUAAGACAUUCUACAUACAGACUCCAAUAUAAAGGAGUGUGUUUGAAGCAUAAAGACCUGGUAUUUAAUUUCUGUGUUGGCAAUCAGUGACCAACGGAGGUAAAGGUAUUCUGCAA